UUACGUGCGUCACGUGUGCAGCUAGCUAGAGCGAGCCGGAAGGGUACAGCAACGGUAACGACGCAGAUCACGCAGCUAGCUUCUCCCAUGUGACUUGUCACAGGGGAUUGCAACAUUAAGAACUGUUCAUCUUUGUCUCCGUUAUAUUGGGGAACACGCACUGUACACCAAAGGGAAGGGAGCUCAAGCGGGAACCGACAUGGCGACAUCAGGCCAGUGUGUUGUGAUCACCGACGAUGAGCAGGGGUACGAUCUGGAUCUGUUCUGCAUCCCAAAACACUAUGCAUCAGACUUGGAGAGGGUCUACAUCCCACACGGACUGAUUUUGGACAGGACAGAACGAUUGGCCAGGGAGAUUAUGAAGGAAAUGGGAGCGCACCACAUUGUUGCCCUCUGUGUGCUGAAAGGGGGCUACAAGUUCUUUGCAGACCUGCUGGACUACAUCAAGGCCCUGAACAGGAACAGCGACCGCUCCAUCCCUAUGACGGUGGACUUCAUUCGCCUGAAGAGCUACUGUAAUGACCAGUCAACAGGAGAAAUCAAAGUCAUUGGAGGAGAUGACUUGUCGACUUUGACAGGCAAGAAUGUGCUGAUUGUGGAGGAUAUUAUCGACACUGGGAAGACAAUGAUGACAUUAUUGCAACUCCUUAAACAGUACAAUCCCAAGAUGGUUAAAGUGGCAAGUUUGCUGGUGAAAAGGACACCAAGGAGUGUUGGGUACCGACCAGACUUUGUAGGCUUUGAGGUCCCUGACAAAUUUGUGGUGGGAUAUGCACUAGACUACAACGAGUACUUUAGAGAUUUAAAUCAUAUCUGCGUCAUUAGCGAAACAGGGAAGGAGAAGUACAAGGCAUGAAGAGGACCUUUUAUUUUUGGACGACUGGUUAUAUUUUUUAAAGACCAAUUUUAUUUUGGAGUGCAUAACAAAAAAAACGAUGCCUGCUCAGAUUAUCCAGGGGGUGCACGGGUAUUGUGAUAUUUUCGUUCUCUCCACUCCCAUAUUAUUCUGUUUCUUACCUCAGAUAAAGCCAUGUUUGGGAAAUACAGUAUGGCUGUAAGGUCAAUGGUCAAUAGUUAACCUUCAUGAAAUCUGAAAUGGUGAACCUUGUUACCUGUCUGUCCACAUUGUGUGUGAAUACUAAACUAGCUUCUGAUCAGACCCAAUGUUUGCUGCUAAAAUGUCAAAGAACGAAUAGCACUGAGGCAAUUUUCUCGGAAUCGUCAAGAUUUUUACUUUAUCUGAAUUUCAAUUUAUUACUGUAAUGGCAUCAUUGCUUCAGUCAUUUUGCAACAUUUUCAAAAAACAAGGAUGAAAAUGCAGCUACCGCUAAUUAAACAGAUGGGAGUACAGUUGCUUCAAUUCAAACUUUGCAGAUUAACGUGACAAUCUACACAGACACACAUUGGUAUUUUUUGUUUGUUUGUAUUGUGACCGUGAAUUGUAAAAAGAUUUUGGCAAUUAAGCUAACAAGUUAAAAUAUACAGUAAAAGCUGUGAUGAUUGAAUUUUAAGAAACUGGCUAACCACAAAUUAAUUGUAAAGACCGUUGUUUUCAUCACCCAGUUUUACUGAUGACUGCUCUUAAAAUAAUGGGAAAAUCGAAUUUUGUAUGUAUAUCUUGUAUUAAUAAUAGAUAGAUGCAUAAAAUAGACCCCCGAAUACUUUUGCUUGGACACCCGUGGAAUUCCAUGUGUUUUUUUACAAAUAUUUUUAAGUUUUUUUUUUUUUGACUGUACUUGAAAGUCACAGUUAUGUGAUUUUUAUCCCCGCAUUUCAAUGUUUUCACUUAUUCUGCAUGAAUGUUGUGGGAUGACAAUGUUGUCAUUCGCUUUUACAAGGAAAUCGCAAAUCAGGUGUUCUGUCCCAAAGCACAUAGAGGCCCAAGAUGAAUAGUGAUGAAUUUAUGAGUGGAGGGUUUUCUUUCUUUUAAAGCAAAACAGUUGAUCAUAUUGUGUACUAUAUGCGUCAAUUUUGGUAUAUAAACUGUUAUGUCUUUAUUUUUUGCUGUUUAAUCACGAAUACUCAAAAAAGAAACAAUUUUAGUUUUGACGUGUCAUAACUAGGCAGACCUGACCAAUGUGUUCAGCUUUAGCUCAACACAAGCUUUCAACCAGUGGUGUCACCCUUAUAAAGUACUAGCUGGUUCGCCGCAGCUCGUUCCUGCGGGAGGCUGGUAAGGUGGGCCUACGGCCCACAAAAGUGUUGUUGCUUUAUUCAACUUUUUGUUCAUCUUCAUUGCUUAUCGCGAAAAUGAAGAGAUGUUUAGCUCUACUAAAUAACUAACAAUUUCAUUGCAAUGCUUGUGGGUAGACAACAUUUUUUCGCUAAGAUGCCCGCGCGAAUGUCGUGAGCCGCUGCCUGAGCGGCGCAGUGGCGGCGCGUGGCGGCGCGGUGAAGUAGAUACGUUUUGAAAAGGGACAGACGGAAGGACAGACCGCGUGCGGGACGACGCGCAAUAUAUAGAUAGAUGUUUUGCUGUCUUGCACAAUAAAUUUGCACACCCUGA
Molecule: messenger RNA, 2506 nt
Organism: Hippocampus zosterae (dwarf seahorse)
Lineage: Eukaryota; Metazoa; Chordata; Actinopteri; Syngnathiformes; Syngnathidae
Gene: hprt1
Product: hypoxanthine phosphoribosyltransferase 1
Exons: 9
Coding region: 200-856 (218 amino acids)
Biological process (GO): hypoxanthine metabolic process; GMP salvage; guanine salvage
Molecular function (GO): hypoxanthine phosphoribosyltransferase activity; magnesium ion binding
Source: RefSeq, a predicted model, not a curated record